GUGUUUUUUUUUAUUGUUUACGGUUUAGUUGGGUUUACACAUUACGAAUUACGAUUUCAAUUUACCGAGCGGUGCGCCGGUUUUAAUUUUAGUUUUGACGUUAAACCAAUUUAUAACUAUCUUAUUAUUUCAUAAUUGGAAAUUGUAUAUUAUUUAAUAUUUAUGAUAGUUUUGCGCCAGACGUGUAAAUAGCCACUACAAAAAAAUGUUCUAUCAUAUUGCACUGGAACACGAUGUACUGCUUCAUCCUCGGUACUUCGGUCCACAGUUAUUAGACACAGUAAAACAAAAGUUGUAUCGUGAAGUCGAAGGCACGUGUACUGGAAAGUAUGGAUUUGUAAUUGCUGUUACCCAUAUUGACAAUAUUGGUUGCGGAUUAAUUCUGCCUGGUCAAGGAUUUGUUGUAUACACCGUGAAAUAUAAAGCUAUUGUUUUCCGACCUUUCAAAGGCGAAGUUUUGGAAGCUGUAGUUACUCAACUUAACAAAGUAGGAAUGUUUGCAGAAAUUGGACCACUUUCCUGUUUUAUAUCUCAUCAUUCCAUACCAUCAGAGCUGCAAUUUUGUCCGAAUACUUCACCUCCAUGUUAUAAAUCGAAAGAAGAAAAUAUAGCAAUACAACCAGAAGACACAAUAAGAUUAAAAAUUGUUGGAACACGUGUUGAUGCAUCUGGAAUAUUUGCUAUCGGUACAUUGAUGGACGAUUAUUUAGGAUUAAUCCAUUAAGAAGACAAGAACACAUCAAAUUAAUUUUUUUUAUUGUUUACUGUAUAUAAUGUAUAAAUAAAAUAAAAAAAUAAAAAAAUAAUUUUUUUUGUAUGUAAAAUUAA
This is a messenger RNA of Myzus persicae (green peach aphid), 828 nucleotides long. It is a transcript of the gene Rpb7, whose product is annotated as DNA-directed RNA polymerase II subunit RPB7. The record is from RefSeq and is a predicted model, not a curated record. The transcript has 7 exons. The coding region runs from base 206 to 724 and encodes 172 amino acids. Gene Ontology annotation, molecular function: translation initiation factor binding; single-stranded DNA binding; single-stranded RNA binding. Gene Ontology annotation, cellular component: P-body; RNA polymerase II, core complex. Gene Ontology annotation, biological process: positive regulation of translational initiation; positive regulation of nuclear-transcribed mRNA poly(A) tail shortening; DNA-templated transcription. NCBI's taxonomy places the organism in Eukaryota, Metazoa, Arthropoda, Insecta, Hemiptera, Aphididae.